AUGAGUGUGACCGCUGCUCUCGUCGCACCGCCGUUGCGCAGGAGGCGUGGCAAUUGCUGGUGCGUGUGCCGCCCCCUUCCGCCUUCCUGCAGAGGCCCCCCUUUACCCUUCGGCCACGUUAUUGUUGUUAUUAAUUUGGUCGGGGGUGCGUGGGGUGGGUGGAAGUGCACGGAGAGUGACUGGAGGGACUUGAUGGCGGUCGCGAGGGAGAUGGCGGAGGCGGAGAUUGAGGGGCAGUACUGCAGCUGCAAGCCGGAGUUUGUGCAGGGGCUGCGGGUGGGUCCGCAGGCCGAGGCGGAGGGGGAGAUUGUGUCUUCAGGCCCCCAGUGCGUCGGUCACAAUUCAAUUUGUUGUGGAAGGUGA
Molecule: messenger RNA, 363 nt
Organism: Trypanosoma rangeli
Lineage: Eukaryota; Euglenozoa; Kinetoplastea; Trypanosomatida; Trypanosomatidae
Exons: 1
Coding region: 1-363 (120 amino acids)
Source: RefSeq, a predicted model, not a curated record